CCUGCAAACCUGUGUGCACGCGCUGAUCGAGGGCAGCUCGGACAGCUUCCAGAAGCUUUUCAUCAGUGCAGCCGUGAUCUCCAGCCGAUAGCAACCUCCCAGGAGCAACAGUGUUUGGAACUGUGCCAUGAGAAGCGACCUGUCCUGAAGGUCCUUUCACUCCAUGCAUCGCUACCCUCCUAACUUUGCACGAAUGGACCCUCAGGUGGUCCCGCCACUUCUGAGCAGCAGCCAGUCUGUGAUGAGCGGCCUUGAAAAAUCUCCAGCCAGCACCUUUAGACCUGGCCACUCGCGCACUAGCAGCACCGGCUCCUCCAAACACUCGAAACAGGGCCGUCACUGGGAGGUGAUGGAGGACCUGCAGCCUCAGGACAUAUACUCAGCGCCCAGCUCCUCUGGGGACCUCAGCAUCCCCGGCAUCUGUGAGGGCUACCUGAUGAAGAGGAGGAAGUACCCGCUCAAAGGCUGGCACAAGAGAUACUUCAUAUUGGAAAAAGGAAUUCUCAAGUACUCAAAGACGCAGCAAGAUAUUCAGAGAGGAAAGCUCCAUGGCUCUCUGGACGUCAGCCUGGCUGUGAUGUCCAUCAACAAGAAAUCCAAAGGCAUAGACCUGGAUGCUGGAGACAACAUCUACCACCUCAAGGUAACCUGCAACGUACGGGUGGUGCAGUCAAAUUAACCACAUAGACAACAU
Molecule: messenger RNA, 694 nt
Organism: Notothenia coriiceps (black rockcod)
Lineage: Eukaryota; Metazoa; Chordata; Actinopteri; Perciformes; Nototheniidae
Product: oxysterol-binding protein-related protein 3-like
Exons: 5
Coding region: 164-679 (171 amino acids)
Source: RefSeq, a predicted model, not a curated record